AUGGCAAGAAAAAAUUGUUUGAUAAAAAAUUUGGAAGCUAUUGAAACUCUUGGUUCAAUAAAAGUUAUUUGUGCUGAUAAAACAGGAACAUUAACACAAAAUCAAAUGUCUGUUGCACAUGUGUGGUUCAAUAAUCAUAUUAUUGAUUGUGAUAUUGAUACUUUUCAACCACAAUCAAAUUAUAUAGCAUAUUCUCGUUGUUGGAAUGCAUUAGCACGAUGUGCCACUUUAUGUAAUACAGCUACAUUUAAAGAUAAUCCGAGUAAUCAUUUAAAAAAAAUCAAUUAUUCAACGAGAAUGUAA
Rotaria sp. Silwood2 is the source of this 303-nucleotide messenger RNA. NCBI's taxonomy places the organism in Eukaryota, Metazoa, Rotifera, Eurotatoria, Philodinida, Philodinidae. The record is from the annotation of a GenBank genome assembly.